CUUCGCCAUGCCCUUGCGAUGUUUGGUGGUGGACUGUGGUGGCGUGACGCAUCCCGACUCGGGCCUAAAAGAGGCCGUGCGGAAGCGCGUGGCCUCCGCUGAUGCCGCGCAGGCGCAGAGCGCGGCGGCCGCAGCGAAGGCGCAGUGGAGCGCCAUGCGCGAUGACCCCAGGGCCACCAAGGAGGACUUCUGGCAGCAGAUCUCGGUCGCCUGCGGCCUGGAGUCCUCUGCGGCGGCGGAGGCGGACGCGGAGAUUUGCGCCACGCUACGAGGUGCAGGGGUGGAAUCCAUAUUUUCCACAAGUCCAACACGCGGCGCCAUGUGGACCUUCCUUGUGCUGGCCUUGGUGAGCUCAGCGGCAAGUGAGACCGCACGGUGCCAGAAGAAUGGCGCCCCGGUGUUUCUGCAGUUCGGCACACGAUUCAGCCAGGGAUCCAUGACAUUUUCAAGUCAGGGAGAAGAUCCAGAUGACUUUCCAGAAGAACAUCCAGAUGUUCCCUACUGUUAUGGAUCUUUUGGUGCCGUGGCAGCACAGGAGGGCGAGAGCCUUGGCAGCGGCAUGAAGGACGUAAGCUUGGCCGACUGCAAGAGGGCAUGCAACAGCCAGGAGGAAUGCAGAAGCUUUACCUUCUGUGAGCAUUGGGCCCAGUGUUUCUUGAAGAAACAGAUUUUGACUGGUCAGGAGCCCACCAAGCCCAACGACGACUGCCGUAGCUUCUUCAAGACGACCAGCUGUGAGGCGGAGCAGCGUGGCCCAGCCACGGUGAAGGUGGUGUCCUACAACUUGUACUGGUGGAACGCCUUUGGGUUGAAGGAGAACGGUUGGAAGAGAGAUGGAAUUCUGCAGAACAUCAAAUCGGAGCUGAGGCCCGACACCAUUGGCUUCCAGGAGUGCGACUCUCCGGAGCUACUGACGGGUCGGACAGGUCUGGAGGUGGCGUCCAAGUUCGCAGGAGCUCAAGGAAUCAUGGUGAAACCCAAGAAGUUUCGCAUUUUGAUGGCUGGCUCACGGGAUUUGGAGGCCACUGGCAAGUGGGGCACCAGGUACAUGACCUGGGCAAAGCUGGAGGAUCGCAAUGAGCGUCGCUUCUGGCACUUCAACACCCACUGGUGUGUGCAUAGCAAUGCCAACCACGUGUGUGAUGAGGAGACGCGCUACAGGGGCGCCAAGACCAUGGUGAAGGCCAUCCACGAGUUGGUGGGCUCGGAGCCGGUGAUUGUCACCGGCGACUUCAAUGCUGAGAUGGACGAGAGAGGUCCCCAACAUUUCCUGCAGAGCGGCUUUAAGCUGGCAGUGAAUGAGUGGGUCGACAGCAUCUUCUAUUCGAACGACUGGGAGCUGGUUUCCCAAGGCACUGGAUCAGCUGCUGGUAGUGAUCAUCAUCCCGUCUAUGCUGAGCUCAGAUUGAAGCCAUCUCCAUCUGCCUUACACGUCAAAUGAGAUGCUGCCGCCGUGUCAGGGGUGGGGUAUCCGUGGCUGUGUCCCCAAAAAAUGGGGGACUCACCAGUUGAUGGUCUCCUCAUAGGAGACAGAGAGUUCUCAAAUAAAAAUCCAUGUCAUUUGCCACCAAAAUCCAGACACAUCCAGCCUAAUUCAGUCGGUGUGGCAGACCCGAGCCAGUUCGCCAUGAGUUGUAUAGAAGUGGUAUCUCUUCCAGAGCCGAAAUCCCCUCCCAAGUCGUGGCGAAACCACAAAACCAGAGGAUCGUCUGAGCUUUGGAGCGGUGGACAAUCCAAAAGUGUUGGUUUCCAGCUCAGGUGUCCCGCACCAUCGCCGGCUCUCAGCCUUCCAACUGAAUUUUUUGAAGCCAGGAAAAUGGCCCCGCCAAGUGCAAUCCACACACGCUGGAGCAAAAAGAAAUGGCAGGCAGACCCUGGCUCUAUUGGGAACUUUUGAUGUAGGCAACAUAUGGCGCUUCUGCAUGUUACAGGAUGUUACAGGUAGGGUGGUUCUGAAAGCUUGCCCAUGACCCCAUGUGGAGCAAGUCAAAGGUCAGAUUCUUGGGGUGGAGGCACGUUUCAAAACUAUCCAACUACAGUUUUGUGACCGUCAGAGUUGGGUCGCGAAAAAUAUUUGAAUCCGCGACCUAAUCAAAGAAGGCAUCCUCUCUUCAGGAGGAUUUGGGUGUCGACACGUAGCGACGUUUCGGGUUUCGGUCAAAAGGGCCGCAGGCCAACCGGCUGACGUGCACAGUGGAUAAGAAGUAGAGCUAGCUCUUUGCCGAGGGAAAAA
Cladocopium goreaui is the source of this 2233-nucleotide messenger RNA. The record is from the annotation of a GenBank genome assembly. NCBI's taxonomy places the organism in Eukaryota, Dinophyceae, Suessiales, Symbiodiniaceae.